CCUCCCGCCACGAUGCUGGCCCUCCGAGACCAGGAAAAUCUGGUGCAUAGCCACCAGACCGUCGCUGCAUCGAAGCCUUUGAAUCACGGUGGCAAGCAGCUACAGCCCAAAACGCCAGGAGCCCGAGCCCCGAAGACGCCCUUCAAAGUGCCAUUAAAGGAUGAAAACGACCCCUUGGCAUUUGGAAAGAAAACUGUGAAAACCUUUGGGAAGCAGAACGAAAACACCAAACCAUCCGCCAAAGAUGCCUUUAUUACUCCUAUGGGAGAUACUCGCAACCGUGCCCCCCUGGGUAUGAAAACGACCAAUGCCAAAGCUAGAGGUUUACAGACCCCCGCAGUCCCCGCAGGAACGAUAAAGACGGUCAAGAAAGCUUCAACGCAGAGGGUCAAAAAGUUCUCUCCCUUUGUAGAGCAGCCGCAGUCGCAGGUGCAGCGAGAGGUGCAGGUUCGGCCUCCGCAGGAUAAUGUCCCCGACAUCGAGUACAUGCCUCCCAAGGCCAAAGACCUCCCAGAUUACCCUGACGACAUCACAUAUGACACCUCAUUCCCUCAGUUUCAGCCAAAGAACUUAGCACUGGGCUUGGAAAGCGUCUACGGUGAUAAUGAAAUUGGAAGCGAUGGACUCACAAAGCGGGAGCGCAAAUUCCAACAAGAUUCGGUCGCGUACGACAAAAUGGUGGACGAAAUGAUCCUGAAGCAGGUCGAGGGCAUGGGAUUUGACGAAAGUGGUGAUAGUGAUCAGUGUCGUAGGACAGGCAUGUCGCAGCACCGUCUUGAAGCACGCCGUCCCAGGAUUCCUGCGGGUAAAACCAGAUAUCAUACUGGGAUUUCCACCAUUCGUGCCCGGGAUGCCGCUACCGCUCUUUCAAGCACUGAACGUUCCAUCUCACAACCCCGGGCAGCUCUUGUGAAGUCGAAGGUGAGAGUUGCCUCGUCAUUAUUCCCUUCGAAGAAACCUCGAGUCCCUAUCAAUCCCUCCGCCAUGCGCCAUGCCGCAGCUACUGCAAGCUCCCGAACGACCCUGGGGUACACCAAGGGUCGUGAAGUGUCGUCUCGGCUGCAAGGCAAGAACAAGACCCAUGCCCAGCCGCCAGCCGCCCAAAGAAUUUUAUCUCCAGAGACCUACCUGCAGCCCUACGGAACUUCUUCGGAUGUGGAAGUGAGCCAACCAGCUGAAGAGCUGUUUCCUCCAUUUGAAGAAGAUGAAGAGACCCUCAACUUCCAGCUAACCUUGUAAGCACAAGGAAACUGUGAAAUUUAAAUUUUCAAAUGAUGCAAGCUGGCUUGAGAGCCCCGAUCACGACUACGAUGUUUUGCACCCUUGAUAUUUAUUUUAUUUUAUUUUAUUUUUCCGGUUGCCUGCCACCUUCCCGCUGAAGGGUUAAUUAAAGAAAGGGGAGGGGGCGUGGAUCAAGCAAUGGCCAUCAAUGAAUUACUACUACUACUACGGCUUACUACCGGUAUGGGGCGGGGGGGCGUCUGCUACUUGUAUUUUAUUAUGGAUUGUUGGGGGUCUGGAUCAGAGGCAGGAAGGACCAUUAUUUCCACAUUGAUACACUAUUUAAGGACCACUGUUACUGGAGUUUAGGGCAAUGACA
This is a messenger RNA of Aspergillus ochraceoroseus IBT 24754, 1600 nucleotides long. RefSeq lists its product as uncharacterized. The transcript has 3 exons. NCBI's taxonomy places the organism in Eukaryota, Fungi, Ascomycota, Eurotiomycetes, Eurotiales, Aspergillaceae. The record is from RefSeq and is a predicted model, not a curated record. The coding region runs from base 13 to 1239 and encodes 408 amino acids.